AUGUUGCAGAAGCUUGGGGUUUUUGGGAGCAAGUUUGUGAAGAAGAUCUUCUACAAGAUUCCCAUCGCUGUAGUCUCCAGCGGUGUCAUGUAUGAUACGUUCGUGUUAACGGCUGACGAAGAUAUUAGGGUUUUGUUUCAUUGCGUAAGGAGUUUUCCUGAGGUCAGAAUACACGAGCUGUAUGCGAAGUUGGAGGUAACUCUGGAUAGUUCUGGGGCAUCGGCUCCUGUUCAUAGCUCGACUGCCGCAGGCAGUGCGUCUUGCUCGGCGCCAGCGAUCCGGCCAUCUGUUCCGCAGGUUGGCUCACCUUCCUUUGCGGCUGAUCUGGUACAAACGGAGGCAGUUCGCACUGUACCUUCCCCUAAUCAAGGGGUCCUGCAGCAGGCAUUUCAGGGGGAAUCAUAUCGUGCCACAGAUGAUGAACUUCAAGGAUUUGGGGAACCUGAUCGAGUAGAGAAUGCAAUGCGGGACGAUGACUCUGACCAGGAGCCUGUAAAUAUCUUUGGGGACAGCGAUGAUGACACCGGUGCUAAUCCACAUGCACAACAAGGUCCUUCAAGUUUUGGCACACAGCAUUACCCUCCACACUUCUCGACGCUAAACUUGGAGGCUCUGGGUGAACACCCGGCGGGAGUUGCUGCAGUUGGUGAUGAAGCUGUUCUUAGUGUGAAGGACUAUAGCAUCCGUCGAGGUGUUGAGUACCGAGUGUUGGAAUCAGACCAUCUGAAGUAUCAUGGAAAGUGCAAGGAUUUCGGCAAAAGUUGUAGUUGGCUGAUUCGGAUUUCGCUCCGUGCACGAAAGGGUACUUGGGAGGUUAGGAGGUGCAACGGUCCCCACACUUGCUUAGCCACAUCUAUUUCCAGUGAUCACCGUCAGCUUUAUUACCACGUUAUCUGUGCGAGGAUUUUUCCAUUGGUUAGUGCGGAUGCUGCAGUACCGAUCAAGGUGUUGCAACAAGCAACUGAAGCUGAUUACGGCUUCAAGCCCAGUUACCGGAAGGUUUGGAAAGCAAAACAAAAGGCAGUUGCACAAAUAUAUGGAGAUUGGGAAGAGUCUUAUGCUGAGUUGCCACGUUGA
Molecule: messenger RNA, 1077 nt
Organism: Arachis duranensis
Lineage: Eukaryota; Viridiplantae; Streptophyta; Magnoliopsida; Fabales; Fabaceae
Exons: 2
Coding region: 1-1077 (358 amino acids)
Source: RefSeq, a predicted model, not a curated record